CAUGUGGAAGCUCAAGUGCUCUAGCCCUGAUGCGAACGCGAGUCCCUUUGUGAAGGACCUUUUCUCGCUGAACGGACAUCUAGGGCGCCAACUCUGGGUAUAUGAUCCCGAUGGCGCCACUUCCGCGGAUACCGCAGAGGUUGAGCGAAUUCGUUCGCAAUUCACGUCAAAUCGAUGUUUUCAGAGGCACAGCGCGGACGAAUUGAUCCGCGUGCAGUACGGUGCACUCCGCAAAAAGCGCGCUCGCGAGAUCCAUACCUCCCCACCUCCUCCAUCUGCAUAUGAUACUUCUGUUCGCAGUGUCAGUGUCACGGAAGACCCAAUUCCAAGAUCCGUCAUUGAACGGUCGAUGCGCGCAGGGGUAGAGUUUUACCAAGGAUUGCAGGACGAGGAUGGCCACUGGGCGAGCGACUAUGGCGGUCCUCUGUUCUUACUUCCCGGGCUCAUUAUUGCAUUAUACGUAAUGGGACAGCUUGACCACGUUCUGCCUGAUUAUGUGCAGGUAGAGAUGCGAAGAUAUUUGCUUAAUCACCAAAACGAAGAUGGAGGGUUUGGAUUACACAUUGAGGGCAGUUCCACGAUGUUUGGUACGACGCUCUCAUACGUCUCAAUGCGACUACUUGGGAUGACAGCAACAACGGAAGCUGUGGUAAACGCACGAUCGUGGAUACUUUCCCGAGGUGGUGCAAUUAAUGUUCCGUCUUGGGGUAAGUUUUACCUGUGCAUCCUUGGUAUUUAUGAUUGGGAGGGUCUCAACCCUGUUCCACCCGAAUGCUGGCUGUUACCGUACGAAUACAACCCCAUACACCCUGGGCGUUUCUGGUGUCACUGCCGCAUGGUGUACCUUCCUAUGAGCUACUUGUAUGGCUGCCGAGCGAGUGGUGCGUCAAGCUUUUUAACCGAGGAACUAAAAAGUGAACUGUUUGUUGGUAAUUAUAAAACGAUUAACUGGGAUAAAACUAGAAAUACAUGUGCGUCAGAAGAUCUGUAUUAUUCGCACCCAAGGAUACAAGAUGCUUUGUGGUGGGGUCUAACAAAAGUGGAACCAUUCUUUUUACGAUGGUGGCCUGGUCGAUGGAUACGCGCAAACGCUCUUAAGCUAACGAUGAAUCAUAUUCAUUACGAGGAUGAGAACACGAGGUACAUCAAUAUCGGUCCGGUCAAUAAGGUCAUGAACAUGCUCAGCUGUUGGUUCCAGGAUCCAUCAGAGUUUGGGUCUUGGCGCAAGCACACUCCGCGUGUGGCAGAUUAUUUGUGGCUUGCAGAGGAUGGUAUGAAAAUGGCGGGCUAUAACGGCAGUCAAUUAUGGGACUGCGCAUUUGCUGUGCAGGCUAUCGUGGCAACAGGUCUUCACGUGGAAUACUCUGCUUGUCUGCGAAGUGCACACAAAUACAUCAGAGACAGCCAAGUAUUGGAUGAUUGCCCUGGUCAGCUCUCCAGAAGAUUCCGCCACAUCAGCAAAGGUGCCUGGCCAUUCAGUACGCGCGACCACGGGUGGCCCAUCUCAGACUGCUCUUCAGAAGGCCUAAAAGCUGCCCUAGAGCUCGAGGCCAUGGGUUCUGAACGUGCAGGACCCUCUGUGCCAGUGGGUCUACUUCAAGAAUGUGUCAAUGUAAUACUGUCUUACCAGAACAUGGGGGGUGGAUGGGCUACGUAUGAAAAUACCCGGAGUUACGAAUGGGUGGAGAUAAUUAAUCCUGCUGAAACCUUUGGGGAUAUCAUGAUUGACUACCCAUACGUUGAGUGCAGCAGUGCAUCCAUGCAGGCUCUCGCCAAAUUUCACCAGCGAUACCCCACUUAUCGCAAGCAGGAUAUCAAAAAGAGUCUUCACCGAGGGCGCAAGUUUUUACUUUCGAUCCAGCGGCGUGAUGGAAGUUGGUACGGGAGUUGGGCUAUUUGUUUCACAUAUGGAACGUGGUUUGGGAUAAAGGGUCUUAUGUCGACUGGUUCAACGUUUGAGACUUGUGAAGCCCUCCGCCGCGCCGUGAAGUUUCUGUUGUCCAAACAAAUGCCGUGCGGCGGGUGGGGGGAAAGUUACCUUUCCAGCCAGACAAAACAAUACGUGCAGCUUGAAGGAGGGGUGUCACACGUUGUGAACACAGCAUGGGCCAUGCUUGCGCUGUUGGCAUCAGGUCAAAUUUCGCGAGACCCUUUGCCGCUGCAUAGAGGGGCUCGUUCACUCAUGCGUGCUCAGUGUUCAAACGGUGACUGGCCGCAACAGACAAUUAUGGGAGUCUUCAAUAACAAUUGUAUGAUCACUUACGCGAACUACCGAAAUAUUUUCCCUCUUUGGGCGCUCGGGGAGUACACAAAUUACGUUUACGGAUUCAGACCUUCAGAAGGACAGAAAAAUGUGUAUUUCGAAGGGAUUACGGCAGGAGCGAGGGUCAGCAACACAUCAGACGAAGAUUAGGGAUGAAUGCUGCAAGGGCUCCCCAUGAUCCCCAAGAUUCCCAAAAGAUUGACUGCAUAGUUUCUUUUCUUUUCCUGGACACUUUCUGCCAGCACACAGCGAAGGUGACACCUGACCACUAAGUGAAAGGAAUGGAGAGAGAAAGUGUAGCUAAUUUCUAGAAAAUUUGCAAGCUGGUCUUAAGAUCUACACGGUG
Molecule: messenger RNA, 2609 nt
Organism: Micromonas pusilla CCMP1545
Lineage: Eukaryota; Viridiplantae; Chlorophyta; Mamiellophyceae; Mamiellales; Mamiellaceae
Exons: 2
Coding region: 2-2413 (803 amino acids)
Biological process (GO): triterpenoid biosynthetic process
Cellular component (GO): lipid droplet
Molecular function (GO): intramolecular transferase activity
Source: RefSeq, a predicted model, not a curated record